CAGUUACGACCAAUAGUCGUAUAGUUUGUAAAAACGUCAUUGCAGCCAAUCGUGUACGUUGUUACAUAUGCAUUAUCAUAUUCAAGAACCCGGAUAUUGAAUAUCGAAGUGUAAUGGUGUAACUCCAUGUAAAUAUUGUCAAAUGGGUCAGAAGAUGGAUGAUUUAACACGGAUACCCGUGAGUCACUGUCCCAAGGUGUUCAUUCAGCGAGACUACUCCAAUGGGACGCAACUCUCCUUCCUGAACAAAUAUCCCCAUGAGCUCGAAGGAAAGGUUGAUGCCCAGACAUUCCAGACAACGGUGUCAAAGUUGAACUCCAUGUAUGAGGAGGCUGAGACACUGAGUGGGAUGACGUACUGCGAGAGUUGUCUGGCCUGCCUCACUGCGUACCUCUCCUACAUCUGCAUGAAAACACACUACGAAAAGAUGCUACAGAAAGUUAGUGUAUACAUCAAUGAACAGAACCAGAAUGUGUACAUCCCACGGGGACUGAUGCUGAUAGACCCAGUAGAAAGGGGACUUCGUGUACUGGAGAUAUGUGUGCUAUCUGACUCUAGUGCCGGGAGAUGAACAAAAUGUUCUCUGUUGGUUUUUAAACUUUGUUUAUCGGAUGGUCACCUGUCAUCAUGUCCUUUGUUAAUAUUGCUGUCAUCUGCAAGAACAACCUCGAGAGAUUUCUUCAUAUCUUCCUGGCAACAUUCAGAAGCAAUUGUUCUAUCUGCAUGAGACAAUGUUAUUGAUAGGGAUUUCAUUUUUUUUUAUCAUAACUCUCAGAGUCUUUUUAACCUUCUUGGAAUAUUGGUUUCUUUAUUAUGUGGAAAAAAAUAUUUAGGGCAUUUUGGGAGAAACAAUUUAUAACUAAGGAAUGAAGAAUAAAAUAGAAAAAUCUUCUUCAUAUUGGUUUUAACAUCUUUGGGAGAGGUGGCAGCACCCCUGUAUAUGGAGAUUUUCAUAUGAAAGGGGAUUUGUUUUUCAGCUAAGCAUGCUUAUUUGUAUUUAUUGAUUUUAUUCUACUUUGAUAUUAAAUAUCAAUCAAAUGCAUUGUUACAAAAGAAAUUAAGAUCAGUUAGAUCACUCUUGGUAUGAUAAAAAUGUUUGAAUUACGUGUAUUUAAAAUGUCUCUAGAUUUGUCUUUUGUUUUUAAAUAAAGCUAAAAUGAAAGGCAAUUAUAGCGGGAAAUAUUAUUUAUAUGGGCGGACAUCUUUAAGUACCUCCUUUACAGAAUGAAAAAAAAGUCCCUGACUUUAAUGAAUAAUUCGGAUCAUUAAACAAUGUUAUGUUGUAUGGCAUACUUUCAGAUAUACAUGAAUUAGUAUUCUCUUUAAAUCUGCAUAUAGUAAAUCGGCUAGAUUGCACUUUACUGGUACGCAGUUGUUUAACUUUAUCGACAAAGCAGGGGUUUGGGGGCGGUAGCCCAUGAUACUAAGAAUAUAUAUAGGAUAAAAAGGAUUAUUAUGUGUUAGGUGUGUUGCGUUAGGUGGUAGGUGUUGUGUUAGGUGUUGUUAGGUGUAAGGUUUUAUGUACCGGUAAAGUGCAAUUGCCCCAUUAAAUCUGCAGUUUGGGGAAAAAUAAUUGCAACUUUUCCGUAUCAUUAACACAUGACCCUCUCAAUGCCACUUAUUAUAAAUUUUUGAAUAAAUAAUGCCUUUUCCAGCAUGUUUAAUUAUACAUUGUAUCUAAAAUCUAAAUUGGUAGAUUAUACCUGGUCAUCAAUUAAGACAAUAUUUUAUCACAACCAUAUUGUCCCACAUAUAUAGAUUGUCAUAGUCAUUGAAAUGAAUGAGUAUUUAUUCUGCAAUCAUGUUUCUUCAUUUUUCUGUCAUUUUUAUGAAAGUGUGUCAAACCCACUCUUAUUUUUGCACAUUUUUUUAACAAUAAUACAUCAUCAUAUGUUAUAACAAAAUGUUUGUAAGAAAAGCACAUUUAUUGGGCAUUGUGAUUUGUUCUUGUAAAAUGCGGUAAUGACACAAUUUGGCUAUUUCUGUCAUAAUACAUGGAUUAAUAUAAUGUUUUAAGAUUAGACCAGUAAUAUUUUUUUUAAUUAAAUAUUUAUUAAAUCGUCAAGAACAACUUUUAAGUUUAAUGUGUUAUUAUUGUAAAGGAUAUUUUACAGAACAGGAGUAUAUGUUUAGCAUACAUGUAUGCAUUGUAUAUGAGGUUUUGAUUGUACAUGUAUGUUGCCUAUUUGAAGACAUUCUUAUUGUUCAGUGAAAUCUGCGAUGUGUGUUUUCAUCACGUUUUUGAUAACAUUAUCAUUGCUUAUGUGAGUUGUUUGCUAAAUCAUCCUUAACAUGGAAACCAUCAUCAUCAAGCAUCUGGCCCCUCCACUGGGGUAUUGUUAUAAUAGAUACUUCAUGUUUAUUUAUUUUGUGUAGCUUUUCCUUUCCACAAUAGCAAACUAUAUUGUUGAGGUAUUUUAUUACAGACUUGCAGAUUCACUCUAUGAGAGCAUGCGAUUACUACACAUUUCUUUAUAAAUAUUUUAAUAAUUUGUUAGAUUAAUGUGUUUUCCUUUUCUGAAAAUGAUGAAAAAAUGAAAACGUAAUGCUAUCCGCAUUUCCAAAUUUGUCCUUUCUAUAAAUUGUAUUCAUAAUUGUUCUCAAUAUUAUAUCUUUAUGUAUUUUUGUAUUGAUUGGUUAAACGCUUAAAGUUGGGUUAAGUUGGUUUAAAACUUUAAUGGAUGUGUUGACAAAUUAUCGAAAUAACAGCUUUCCAACUUUUUGUCACAGACUAAGAAAUAGAAUACCGCAUAAAACACCGGAAGUGAAAAAACACAUAUGCUGUAAAUUUAUACUGAAAAUACAUUUCCGUAAAUGAAAAAUCAUAAUUUAAAUUUUAUAAAAUUAUUGAGAUUUACACAUUCAAAAAUAUUGAAUCCAUUGGUAUGUUUUUAACCAGGUUUUCCGAAGGAAAAAACUGGUUAUUAGAUUGGCGAAUGCGGGCUGGCUGGCUGGCUGGCGGGCUGGCGGAACAAGCUUGUCCGGGCCAUAACUAUGUCGUUCAUUGUCAGAUUUUAAAAUCAUUUGGCACAUUUGUUCACCAUCAUUGGAUGGUGUGUCGCGCGAAAUAAUUACGUCGAUAUCUCCAAGGUCAAGGUCACACUUUGAGUUCAAAGGUAAAAAAUGGCCAUAAAUGAGCUUGUUCUGGCCAUAACUAUGUCAUUCAUUGUGAGAUUUUAAAAUCAUUAGGCACAUUUGUUCACCAUCAUGGGACGGUGUGUCGCACGAAAGAAUCACGUCAAUAUCUCCAAUGUCAAGGUCGCCACGACUAAAAAUAGAUUUUUUUUAAAACAAACUUACAAAGGGGGUUAAUUUUGUUUGUUCAUUUCAAAAGUUCAGUUUGAGUUUUCUCCCUUUAUCAGAUUUUUUUUUCACAAUGAAAACCUGGUUUUGAGACAAUUUUGUCCCUUGUGUAUUUUUUGUUACAAAACGUGAAUCAGCAUUUAAAGUAUAAAAUACUUUCAAGAGAAAAUGAGACUGGAUAGUAGAGUGGGUAAGUUGAUUGACUUUAAAUGCAAAGAUCAAGGGUUUGAGUCCUAAAGGGGAUACACGUUUUUAUUUUUAUUUAAAUACAUGCUUGUUAAUAAAGUAGAACUCUACAGUUUUGAUGUUCAAUUCUAGCAAUUAAAGGCAUUUACUGACACACUUAAAAACAAAACAAAUCUGUGACUGUAUAGUAUUGUUUGCAUGUUUGUGAUUCUCAACGAUUUAAUUUCUGUACAUUUUCGCACGUUACAUCGUUCCUAUUAAACAAGUUUUCCUUUGAUUGUACAUUUGUUUCCAACAUUUGUGUUAUCUUGUGUACAUUUUGAAGCUUCUGUGAUUAAAUAUUCUGUAUC
Molecule: messenger RNA, 3839 nt
Organism: Dreissena polymorpha
Lineage: Eukaryota; Metazoa; Mollusca; Bivalvia; Myida; Dreissenidae
Product: golgin subfamily A member 7-like
Exons: 5
Coding region: 143-571 (142 amino acids)
Biological process (GO): protein targeting to membrane; peptidyl-L-cysteine S-palmitoylation
Cellular component (GO): palmitoyltransferase complex
Source: RefSeq, a predicted model, not a curated record